ACACGGUCAAGUGCAUCAGGCUGUUAUUUCAUGUUUGAAGCGCAGAAUCGGUAAAGAUGGCGAUGUGUGCGGCGCUCCGAUGUGCUUCGGCAAACUUUUCGGCAGCAUUGCCCCUGCUCACAAGACCAGCACACAUCUCGACGUGCCAAAUUCUGCGAAGACCAAACAAUUUAAGGACGCUUUACACGAGCUCGCGUCUCUCGGGAGCUCUGAAAUUUACAGACAAACAUGAGUGGGUACAAGUAGAGGGGGAUGUGUGUAGAGUUGGCAUCAGCAACUAUGCUCAGGAAGCGCUAGGUGAUGUGGUUUACUGUGGGCUUCCAGAGGUGGGAACAAGACUUGAACAAAUGGACGAGUUUGGUGCUUUAGAAAGUGUCAAAGCUGCUAGCGAGUUGUAUUCUCCAUUGACUGGAGAGGUAACCGAAAUCAACACAAAGCUGUCAGAUAACCCUGGACUAGUAAAUUCAGCCUGCUACGAAGGCGGAUGGCUAAUUAAGAUGACCAUAGAGAAACCUGCAGAACUUGAUGUCCUCAUGGAUGAAGCUGCUUAUGAAAAAUUCAUCAAAUCCCUUGAUUCAUAAAGGUGUUGAGAAUUUCAUUAUUUGUUGUUCUAAAUCACGCAGAGCCAUUUGGAAUUCAAAAUCGCUAUUUAGGAUGCCACUGUUAGAAUGAGAACUCAAACUAUUGUUUGAAAUAUAUUUAUUUUGAUUUUGUCAUUUUUGUUCCCACCAUAAUCAUUUCUGUAAUGUGUUAGAUUAAAAAGCCACAUUUUUCAAAUGGUUUUAGGUGCUUAAUGUGAAGGGAGGAGCUGGAUCUUAAGUAGUGUAUUUGCCAAUAGUGGGUGCCAUUGAAGUAACCGACAUCAUGCAAUAAAAUGGACAUUUUUUAUUUGUGAUUUUCAUUAUGGCAUGAACCUUUCCCUUUGCAAUUAAAAUGUAUUAAGUCUUAAGUCUCUUCUAUUGAUGACCCUUGUUACUUACUGUUGUUUUCCGUAUCUUAGACUACAU
Molecule: messenger RNA, 1007 nt
Organism: Xyrauchen texanus (razorback sucker)
Lineage: Eukaryota; Metazoa; Chordata; Actinopteri; Cypriniformes; Catostomidae
Product: glycine cleavage system H protein, mitochondrial-like
Exons: 5
Coding region: 57-581 (174 amino acids)
Biological process (GO): protein lipoylation; glycine decarboxylation via glycine cleavage system
Cellular component (GO): mitochondrion; cytoplasm; glycine cleavage complex
Source: RefSeq, a predicted model, not a curated record